AUGAAUGAAAAUCUGAUUGCAGUCAAGGGAGCAAAGAAAGUGCUAACCCUUAAUAAGCCCUGCUACAUAGGCAUGUGUAUUCUAGACUUAUCCAAGACACUAAUGUAUGACUCCCCCUACAACAUCAUCAAGAAGGAGUACGGUGACAAGGCAAAGCUUCUCUUCACAGUUACAGAUAGCUUGAUGUAUGAGAUUAAAACAGAUUAUGUCUAUAGGGACUUCAAGAGGAUAGGUGAGGAGAAGGACUGCUGGGAUAACUCCGAUUACCCUAAGGAUAGUCUCUACUACACAGCCCACAAUAAGAAGGUUAUCGGUAAGUUUAAGGAUGAGGCCGAGGGUGUGCCGAUCACAGAGUUCGUUGGACUGCGAUCCAAGAUGUACUCCUAUGUUAAAGAAAACGGUAAGGGUGGGAUGACAGCUAAGGGUGUGAAGAAGUAUGUCAUCAAGAACAAGCUCACCCACGAUAACUUCAAGAAUGUCAUAGCUAAGAAAGACAGGAUGAGACACAAGAUGAAUACAAUACGAAGCACCAAACAUAUAGUAGGAACUUACGAAAUACAGAAGGUAACACUAAGUUGCUUCGAUGAUAAAAGGUAGUUGUUGAAUGAUGGAGUUACCAGCUACGCUUACGGUAAUAGGAGAAUAGGUGACACCACGAUAGAGGUCCCUAUCAUAGAAGUAUGUGAGUCCGACAAAUGGACAUACAUCCAAGAGGAAUACAAAGAGUGUGAGAUAGUUAGAGUCGAAAACAAACCUGAAGUAAGAGUUGUUGUAGAAAGGAUCGAUCCAAAUACUAAGUCAUACAAGUCAAUUCCAGAUCACACUCACAGAUCACACAUCGUUAGACUUGCUUCUCAGAACCUAGUCGUCGGAAUCAGCUGA
Molecule: messenger RNA, 882 nt
Organism: Paramuricea clavata
Lineage: Eukaryota; Metazoa; Cnidaria; Anthozoa; Malacalcyonacea; Plexauridae
Source: the annotation of a GenBank genome assembly